Daucus carota subsp. sativus is the source of this 2403-nucleotide messenger RNA. RefSeq names its product protein ETHYLENE INSENSITIVE 3. Bases 348 to 2189 code for a protein of 613 amino acids. Lineage: Eukaryota; Viridiplantae; Streptophyta; Magnoliopsida; Apiales; Apiaceae. The transcript is spliced from 2 exons. Gene Ontology annotation, molecular function: DNA-binding transcription factor activity; DNA binding. The record is from RefSeq and is a predicted model, not a curated record. Gene Ontology annotation, cellular component: nucleus.
ACCAAAAUAAAUGCACCCAUUUGCCGACACUUUUCAUUUCCCUAUAUUGGUAUCACCCAAUAAAAUUCCUCCACUUUUUAUAUCCUACUUUUAGCUCUUUAUCUUCUGCUCAUUUUUACUAGUCCUUUCUAUUCAAGAGUCAAACUUGUACAAACAGCUGCAGCUUGCAAGAUAUUUCAUACGAUAUCAUAACUUCCUGUGUUGAGGUUAAAAAAUUAUGUGAAUUUACAGCUUGACAAUAUACGUUCCUGGUUAAAGUUUGCAACAAGGUUGUUAAAGAAUCAGGAUCUUUACUAAACUUCUUUGGCAGAUCUUGCAAGUUAUUAGUUCGAGGUUAACCUGAAGAGAUGAUAAUGUUUGAUGAAAUUGGGUUUUGCGGAGAUCUUGAUUUCUUUUCUGCUCCUCCUACAAUUGAAGGAGAGGUGACGGCUCCACAGACUGAGUUUGAGGCUGCAGUCGAGGAUGAUUAUACUGACGAGGAGAUGGAUGUCGACGAGCUUGAGAGGAGAAUGUGGAGGGACAAAAUGCGAUUGAAAAGAUUAAAAGAAUUGAAUAAGGGGAAAGAAUAUGUUGAUGUUGCCAAGCAAAGACAGUCUCAGGAGCAAGCAAGGAGGAAAAAGAUGUCGAGAGCACAGGAUGGAAUUCUAAAGUACAUGUUGAAGAUGAUGGAAGUUUGUAAAGCACAAGGUUUUGUGUAUGGAAUCAUUCCAGAGAAAGGAAAACCAGUUAGUGGUGCAUCAGAUAAUCUCCGUGAGUGGUGGAAGGACAAGGUUAGGUUUGAUCGUAACGGACCUGCAGCUAUAGCAAAAUUUCAAGUGGAUAAUUCGAUCCCGGGAAAGAAUGACGGCUGUAAUUCAAUUGGUCCAACACCACAUACUUUGCAAGAGCUUCAGGACACAACUCUUGGUUCACUACUAUCGGCUCUCAUGCAGCAUUGUGACCCUCCACAGAGACGGUUUCCACUAGAGAAAGGUGUCUCACCACCCUGGUGGCCCUCAGGUAAUGAGGAAUGGUGGCCUCAAUUGGGUUUGCAAAAGGAUCAAGGGCCUCCACCCUAUAAGAAGCCGCAUGAUCUUAAGAAGGCGUGGAAAGUGGGUGUUCUCACAGCAGUCAUCAAACACAUGUCCCCUGACAUUGCUAAGAUUCGCAAGCUUGUCAGACAGUCAAAAUGCUUGCAGGACAAGAUGACUGCAAAGGAGAGUGCUACUUGGAUUGCCAUAAUUAACCAAGAGGAAAGCAUAGCUCGUGAACUUUAUCCUGAUUGUUGUCCCCCUUUGGCCUCAUCAGGCAUGAGUGGAUCUUUCAUGAUCAAUGAUAGUAGUGAGUACGAUGUUGAAGGGGUUCAAGAAGAACCAGACUUCGAAAUACAAGAGUGUAAGCCCAACAAUCUGAAUCUGUUGAAUAUAGAUAGAACAAAAGACAGGCUUCCAGUUCAGCAAUUAAGCCACCCCAUCAAGGAUGAAGCCUUUAGCGGAUUUGAUUUCACCAGGAAAAGGAAGCCUGCCAAUGAAAUGAACAAUAUGAUCGAUCACAAGAUAUACACUUGUGAGUUCCUCAGGUGCCCUCAUCGUGAAUUAUGUCAUGGCUUUUCUGACAGGUUGUCUAGAGACAAUCAUCAAUUGAAUUGUCCGUAUAGAAGUGGUUCUUUGGAUUUUGGAGUUUCUAACUUCCAUAUGAAUGGAGUGAAACCGGUGUUCAAUCACUCAUUUGUCAAGACAAAUCCAGAGUCUACAGUUGCCAAUUCAGUCCCUCCUGCCUUUGACCUAACAGGACUAGGAGUUCCAGAGGACGGGCAAAAGAUGAUCAGCGAUCUCAUGUCUUUUUAUGACAACAAUAUUCAAGGAAAUAGAAAUACAAAUGUUGGUAAUAUCCCUAUUACCAAAGACCAGUUUCUUCAUCAACCAAACAUUCAUUGUCAAAAUGACAACUUCCUCCAUAAUCAAAGGAUUGUGAUGGAAGAUAAUCUGUUCGGAGAGACAAACAUUCCCAAUAAUCAUUCAUCAUUCAUCCAAGAUCAUCAGUUCGACCAGAGCAAGGUUUUGACUGGUCCCUCAAGUGUUCAAUCCGCGGACAGUUUCCACCUAAUGUAUGGAUCAUCAUUCAACGGAUCAUCAAACGGUUACAUGGGGAAUCCAGCUGGAGUUUCAAGAGACGCAUUACCAAAACAAGAUGUCCCGAUUUGGUACUAGUAAACCUUAAAAUGUCAGUCUUUCGUGGUUAUCAACAUCUGUUCUAACGAGUCGAAAAGUCUGCAGUAUGGUUGUUUGUUGCCCCUCCUAAUUAAUGGUUGUUUUAUAAACCAUAUAGCAGUAGUAGAUGUGACCUUAAAUUUGGUGGUGUAAUAAUCCAAUGUGUAGUAUAUUGAUCAAUGUUGAAUAAAUAAUAUAGUUGCAUUUUGUCAAA